This is a messenger RNA of Linum trigynum, 933 nucleotides long. The record is from the annotation of a GenBank genome assembly. NCBI's taxonomy places the organism in Eukaryota, Viridiplantae, Streptophyta, Magnoliopsida, Malpighiales, Linaceae.
AUGGCGGUGGCGAUCCGUUGCUUUGCUUCUCCGCCACCUGAUCUCUUCGUUUCCGCCAAAUCUCAUCUCCCCGGGAAAGGGAAGUUGCCUUGUGGGCUGUUCAAAGUAGACAAGUCGAUGUUACCAUUAUCAUCUAGAGAUGCCUCUAUCGUACCUUAUGUUACUAGGCCAAUAUUACUGGGUAGAAAUCAAAGGCAUUCGUCCAGUGAAAAUCGAGAUGUGCUUCUUAACCUAUUUUCAGCUCAUCAGGGACAAAUGUACUUAAGAUCUUCAGCAGUAGCAUUGUUGACUAAUGCUUUCGUCAUGGCUGCUCCUUCUGAAGCCCUGGCUCAAACAUGUGAGGCUGACAGCAACUCUUUCAUGACCAUGCCCGUGCUACUGUUUGUCGCUGUGGUUGGAGCCACUGUUGGAGGUUUGCUCGCACGGCAGAGGAAAGGAGAACUGAAGCGUCUGAACGAGCAACUACGCCAGAUCAAUGCUGCCCUAAGAAGACAAGCCAAGAUAGAGUCAUACGCCCCCACGCUUAGCUAUGCACCUGUUGGCAGCAGGAUCUCAGAUGAAGUGAUAAUUGAUUCGAGGAAGCAAGAACUGAUCUCCCGUUUGAAGAGUGGGAAGAACUAUUUGAGGAACCAAGAUCCGCAGAAGGCCUUCGAUGAGUUCAAGGCAGCCCUUACACUUGCUCAAGAUUUGAAUGACCCCAUAGAGGAGAAAAAGGCUGCAAGAGGCUUAGGAGCCUCACUGCAAAGGCAGGGGCAGUAUCUGGAUGCGAUACAGUACCAUAUGAUGGUUCUGGCGAUAUCAAAGAGGGAAGGGGAAGAGUCUGGUAAUACGGAAGCUUAUGGAGCUAUUGCGGACUGUUACACUGAACUUGGAGACCUUGAGCAAGCUGGGAAGUUCUAUGAUCAGUACAUUGCAAGACUUGAAACGGACUGA